GCAAAUGCCUGGCCACAGCCUUUUGAGUCACGCUAGCUCGCAGCAGUGAUGAAGCAACGAUACAGAUGAUCCACAACCUUCGCGGAGCGCUUCUAAACACGAUUUAUACAAUGAAAUCGGUAUUCCUUAUCGCUUCCCUUCUUCUGAUCAAUGCUUCUGUUUUGUCAGUAGCAGUUAACAAAUGUUUCAACUGCGUCGAAAGCAACUGGAAUAAGUGCGAAAAGAGUCAAACUAGAACACAGUGUACGACGUCUUUGUUGGGGAAUACUCACUGUUACUCUGCUAAUGGAAAAUAUGACAAUGGCACAGCAGUUAUGGAUGUGGUGGCGAGGGGCUGUAUCGACUGCUCAGACUCAAAAAAGGCUUGCGAGAAGUUAGAAAUGAUGAUGAAAUUUACCAGUUACAAGUUGCUGAGUUGUAAUAUUGUUUGCUGUUCAGAAGAAAAGUGUAACACGAUGAUGCCAGAACCUACAACUACCGCGGCGUUUGAAAGGGAAAGUCACUUGUCUCCUGUACCACUGUUUUCCGCAGCUUCCAUGAUGAUUGAGAACGUUUUUCCUUUUGUCAAACUUGCUUUCUUAAUACACAUUCUGAUCUAAUAACCGGGAAUUUCUUAUCCGCUGUGGAGAGUCAAACUUUUUCACAUUUGUAGCAAGAUGCUAAAGAUGGAAGUGUAUUCCCGAACACACUUGAGGACACGAGAUACGUAUAGUGUCUUGGCAAAAAUAUUUUAUGAAAUUUGUUUGCUAUUGCUGUUUGGCGGAGGCAAAACAAUAGCAACAAAAACAACAUCAGCAAUCUUUAUUUGUAAUAUUCUUGCCUAAAAAUUAGAGUUCUGACUGUGUGGGAUAACCAUAAAGGUUAACAGAGUCUGGUAGCCCAAAAAGUAUUCAGAUUUUGAAU
Pocillopora verrucosa is the source of this 903-nucleotide messenger RNA. RefSeq lists its product as uncharacterized. The record is from RefSeq and is a predicted model, not a curated record. NCBI's taxonomy places the organism in Eukaryota, Metazoa, Cnidaria, Anthozoa, Scleractinia, Pocilloporidae.